GCACCAAAUAUCUAGUGCUGAAAAACGCCAUAGUGACAGUUGAGCGUCAUUUGGUGGAAUUUUAGCUUUGCUUCCCCAUGAUUUCAAAAGUGAACUAAAACAUGGCCCACGACGAUAAUAAUGGAUUCAGUGAAUGGGGCGGCUACUUCGAGGCCAAGAAAUCCAAGUUGGAGGAGCAGUUCGCGGCCGCCAGCGAUCCAUUUCGCAAGUCCGACUUAUUUCAAGGUAUUUCGAUAUUUGUGAAUGGCCUGACUAACCCGUCGGCCGACGAACUGAAGCGGAUCAUGAUGGUGCAUGGGGGAACCUUCCACCACUACGAACGCAGCCACACGACCUUUGUGAUAGGCUCAGUUCUGCCGGAUGUCAAGGUCAGGAACAUGAAUCUUUGUAAGUUCAUCAGCGCCAAGUGGGUGGUGGAUUGUCUGGCGAACAAGAAGGUAGUGGACUACAAGCCCUAUCUGCUGUACACGAACCAGAAGACCUCGCAGCCCAGGCUUAACUUUGGCAAACCGAAAGACAGCAGUGUGAAUGAGAGCAAAAUGGAGGUGGAGCCCCCAAAAGAUGAGCUGCAAAUGGAGCUGGGCGGGAUUCUCAGGGAGCUGCAGCAGGCGGUGGCCACUUCGCCGGAAAAGGAGGCCAGUUUGUCCGAGACCAAGAUCAUCAACUUGUCCACCACUUCGAAUACUUCGAGUGCCGCACGCACCGCCGCCGACCCAAAUUUCCUGAGUGAGUUCUACAAGAACUCCCGCCUGCACCACAUCGCCACUCUGGGCGCUGGCUUUAAACAGUAUGUAUGUGAGCUGCGCCAGGAUCAUGGCUUGAAGGGGUUCCCCAAGCGGGAGGAACUCAAAUCAGUCGCGAAAUCUACCCGAAUGGGGUCUGAGCGCUUCGUAAUGCAUAUCGACAUGGACUGUUUCUUUGUGUCCGUGGGCCUGCGGUCCCAUCCUGAGCUCCGUGGCCUGCCGAUUGCAGUGACCCAUUCGAAGGGAGGCAGUGCGGCCACCGAUGUGCCCGUGCAUCCGCAGGCGGAUAGGAAGGCCGAGCUGGAACUAUUCGCCCAGCGCUUUGAGAACCAUCUUCACGACAACAUAAAGGCUGAUAAGGUGCGCUCGGGUUUCGACAAGAAGAUGUCGCUCUCGGAGAUCGCCUCCUGCAGCUACGAGGCUCGGGCCAAGGGCAUUCGGAAUGGCAUGUUCGUGGGCCAGGCCUUGAAGCUCUGUCCGGAGCUGAAGACGAUCCCCUACGACUUUGAGGGCUACAAGGAGGUGGCCUCUGCACUGUACAAUACAGUGGCCCAAUACACCUUGAACAUCGAGGCAGUGAGUUGCGAUGAAAUGUUCGUUGAGCUGACCGAUCUGGUGGAGGAACUGGAGAUGGAUGUGAUGGCUUUCGUGAGGCACCUCAGGAAGGAGGUGCACCUGAAGACGGGAUGUCCCUGUUCAGCGGGGGUGUCAGGCAAUAAAUUACUUGCCCGCAUGGCUACCAAGGAGGCCAAGCCGAACGGCCAGUUCUUGCUGGAUAUGAAGCAGGAUAUACUUUCUUAUAUGGCGCCUAUGUCUCUAGAUGCUCUGCCAGGAGUGGGCAGCAGCAUGAGCCACAAGCUCAAGCUGGCUGGGCUCAACAACUGUGAAGAUGUCCAGAACUCAUCACUGGAAAAGCUGGAAACGGUGCUGGGAAAGAAACUGGGCCAGAAUUUAUUCCAGAACUGCAGGGGAAUUGAUGAACGCCCCUUGGCUUACGAACAGGCCCGAAAAACGGUGUCGGCGGAGGUGAACUUCGGCAUUCGCUUCACCAAUUCAACCGACUGCGAAAAAUUUCUGCGUCAGCUCAGCGACGAGGUUACCAAGCGACUAAUUGAGAUUAAGCGCAAGGCUAAGUCAAUCAACCUUAAGAUCAUGGUUCGUGCACCAGAAGCUCCAGUCGAAACCUCCAAGUAUAUGGGUCACGGAGUGUGCGACACCAUCAACAAGUCGUCGCUAAUUAAGCAUGCCACGGAUGACGUAAAUGUGAUCACCACGCAAGUCCUCAACCUGAUGAAGGAAGCUGAUCUGCCGCCCCAUGAACUGCGCGGUAUUGGCAUACACCUGACAAAGCUGGAGGAUGCCACCGAAGUUCAAAAGGAGAACGUCAUCAAGCGGAUGUUCGUUAAGAUGACUGAGAUGAAGAAAGAUCAACCUGUAGUGAAGAAACUAUUAAUUAAAGUUAAAAAUAUGGACAUGGAACACACGACCAUGGCACUGAACGGAGAUAAAGAUCGCUCGGCAGUGGAGAAACCUCCAGUGGGCGAAAUCAGAGCCAAGGCCCGGGAACCGAGGAAUGUGAUGACCAUGCUGACUGCAGCAGCAGCGCAGAAUAGGAAAUCACUAAACGAGGUUGCAAAGCCAAGAACUCCUGUACUUCCUCUUGGUCCUGAGCUCGAUCAGGAUAUUCUGGCCCAGUUGCCGGAGGAUAUACGCCUCGAGGUGCUCUCCCAUAAGGAGGAGUACCUGCGCCUAGCCGAAAGCGAUAAAAGCACUGCAGCCCGAACAUUUCGACCUCUUUCUCCGCCGCCUUUGAUGAGACUCAACUGCUCGCCGGUCAAUGUUAGUCCCCUAAACGCCAGCGAUCUCAAACCAUCUACUUCUCGGGCUGCCCUGGCUCGUCUGCAAAUGCGUACGGAUCGCAAGGAGCACGUCCGAUCGGAUCAGAUUGUGGCGGACUACAUUGAGGAGCUGCCCAAGCACAUGCAUCCCGCCAUUCUGGAGUACAUCUCCCGACCCGCGGAUGAAGUGCCCGACCUGCUGAUGGGCGACAACUACAAGAGCCUGCUGAACGAAUGGGUUAGCCGAGAGGAGGUUCCCAAGCCGCCGGACGUAGACAUUAUUCACCGACAGAUUUCCCAUAUGAUUAAGAACGACAUGUUGAAUCACAUGUACGAUGUGAUGAAGUAUUUGUGCCGCAUCAUUAAUUCGAAACGCAGCACCUCCUGUUGCUGGCAUGUGGCAUACAAGCACAUCGAGGAGGACAUUCAAAACCAGAUGCUGGAACUCGAGGGCUACAACCUUUGCUUCAUCGAAAACAUUCGUUGCUACAAGUGCACCCCAUUUCUUGAGAUCACUUAAACAAUAUUUACUGAAAUGGUAAAGGUAUUUAAAUUUUUCUUAUUACACUUGGAACUAUAGUACUUAUAGUAACAUUUAAAAAUAUGAAAAGUUAAAGCCUUUUUCAAACCGGUUAUGUUGUUUUAGACAAUGUUGACUUCAUUACAUUUGCCAAUUAUUUUUAUGAGAAAGAAUCUCAAAAACACACAACACUUAAACUUUAUUUUGAACGGAAAAGGUUAUGAACCGGUUAUGUUGUCUUAGAUAAUGUAAUGAGAAAGGAUCUCAAAAACUAUUAAAAAUAGUUUUGUUAUUUAAUUUUAGCCAAAAGAAGGCAUUUUGAUAUUGGAUUCAGUUUAGAGAACCAAGUAAUUUCAAUAUUUUUAAUAAAUGUUAUUAAAAGUUAAA
Drosophila rhopaloa is the source of this 3488-nucleotide messenger RNA. RefSeq names its product DNA repair protein Rev1 (gene Rev1). Gene Ontology annotation, biological process: error-free translesion synthesis; error-prone translesion synthesis. Bases 102 to 3101 code for a protein of 999 amino acids. Gene Ontology annotation, cellular component: nucleus. The transcript is spliced from 7 exons. The record is from RefSeq and is a predicted model, not a curated record. Gene Ontology annotation, molecular function: deoxycytidyl transferase activity; DNA-directed DNA polymerase activity; damaged DNA binding. NCBI's taxonomy places the organism in Eukaryota, Metazoa, Arthropoda, Insecta, Diptera, Drosophilidae.